Pieris napi is the source of this 3050-nucleotide messenger RNA. It is a transcript of the gene Apn1, whose product is annotated as membrane alanyl aminopeptidase-like. Gene Ontology annotation, molecular function: metalloaminopeptidase activity; peptide binding; zinc ion binding. Gene Ontology annotation, cellular component: cytoplasm. Gene Ontology annotation, biological process: proteolysis; peptide catabolic process. The record is from RefSeq and is a predicted model, not a curated record. The transcript is spliced from 14 exons. Bases 37 to 2967 code for a protein of 976 amino acids. Lineage: Eukaryota; Metazoa; Arthropoda; Insecta; Lepidoptera; Pieridae.
UCUACCGCCAUUAUUUAUAACUGCAAAAGUGCCACAAUGGCACCCCACUGGUACUGUUUGUUUCUGGGAGUGGUACUCACACAGGGACUUUUCGCUUUAAGCCCGAUCCCAGUUCCGGAAGAAGAAUGGAUAGAGUUUUCAAGGAUGUUGAGGGAUCCUCAGUACCGUCUCCCAAGAACAUCUAUCCCGCUGAAGUAUCAAGUGACGCUUACGCCAUACCUGGAUAUAACUUCUACUCCCAACGUUACUCCGUUUACAUUUGACGGAGAAGUUACCAUUGACUUAACUGUUCUAACAGCAACAAAUGAAAUUGUUUUACACUGUAAUGAUCUGACAAUUCACGAGUUAACAUUAACAACAGCCACGGGGAUAGCGGUAGCAUUAGAAAAUAAUACAUUGACUUGUGAAAUGCCGUAUAGUUUUCUAAGAGUGCGGGCAAUAUCACAGUUAACAGCUAAUACGCAAUAUACACUUAAGUCUAGGUUCAGUGGAAAUUUGCAAACUAACAUGAGAGGGUUCUAUAGAAGUUGGUACAAGGAUAGCAAUGGUCAAAAGAGAUGGUUAGGGUCCACACAAUUCCAACCAGGUCAUGCCCGUCAAGCUUUCCCUUGCUACGAUGAACCUAGUUUCAAGGCAUUAUUUGAUAUUACUAUUAUAAGAGAUUCGACGUUACAACCAACUGUAUCUAAUAUGCCCAUCAAGGCCACCACAAAUGUCACUGGAAGAGUAUCCGAAACCUUCUUCACAACCCCAAAAACAUCAACAUAUUUACUCGGUUUUAUAGUUUCUGACUUUGAAAUAGUAGCCACAAAUAACAACGUUACGCACCCAUUCCAUAUCUAUGCACGAACUACUGCGAACAGAACUGGGGACUUUGCACUGGAUAUGGGAAUUAAACUCUUGGAUAUCAUGACGGAGUACACUAACCUUCCAUAUUACGAAAUGGCUCCAAACAUUGACAUGAAACAGGCAGCAAUUCCUGACUUCUCAGCGGGUGCUAUGGAAAACUGGGGCAUGCUCACAUACAGGGAAGCUUUUCUACUUUACGACGAAGACAACAGCAACCAUUGGUACAAGCAAAGAAUUGCGAACGUUAUAGGACAUGAAGUCGCCCACCAGUGGUUUGGAAACCUAGUCACGUGCUCGUGGUGGGACAAUCUGUGGCUGAACGAAGCGUUUGGUAGAUUUUAUCAAUACUAUCUAGCUGAAAUGGGUGCUCCAGAAAUGGGAUUCAACACAAGAUUCAUUGUUGAACAACUCCGAGUGUCAAUGUUAUCUGAUUCGGUUGAUUCUGCGCAUGCGCUGACAAACCCUGACGUCAAUGAUCCAGCUAGUGUGUCAGCACACUUUUCAACCAUCACCUAUGCAAGAGGCGCAUCUAUGUUGAGAAUGACGCAAUACCUUCUCGGUGAUGAAACUUUCGUUAAGGGUCUGCGAAAAUUCCUAGAUGCAAGGAAAUUUGACGUAGCAGAUCCCAAUCACCUCUUCUCUGCCUUGGAUGAGGCUGCGAGGGAGGAUGGAGCUUUGGCUAAUUACGAUGGCGUUACCGUCGAAUCAUACUUCCGGACAUGGUCAGAAAGAGCUGGUCAUCCACUCCUGACAGUUACUGUUAACCAAACCAGUGGACAAGUUCGCAUUAACCAGGCUCGCUGGGAACGUGACACAGGAAAGUCGCAAUACAGCCAAAUCUGGCAAAUACCUAUAACAUGGACUCGGGCUAACGUUUCUGAUUUUGAUGAUCUAAAGCCAUCGCUCAUGAUUACUGAAGCAGCUGCCUCAUUUAAUAGAGGCACCACCGGUCCUGAAUGGAUCCUACUUAAUAAACAACAAACAAGCUUUUACAGAGUCAAUUAUGAUCAUAAUAAUUGGGUUCUCCUCACAAGAGCCCUUAGAAGUAAUUCAAGAACUGCGAUUCACGAAUUCAACAGGGCUCAGCUCGUUGAUGAUCUCUUCAACUUUGCUCGUGCUGGAUUACAUACAUACAACACAACCUUCAACAUUCUUUCCUUCUUGGAAUUCGAAGAUCAGUACACACCGUGGAUUUCAGCUAUUACCGGUUUCAAUUUCGCAAGAAGCCGCUUGGCCUACGAUUCUGCUAAUUUACAAAAGCUAGACAACCUUAUUUUAAGUCUAAGUAAAGCCAUUGUAGCUCGUUUAGGCUACGUUGAACAACCAGGAGAGCCUUUCCUUGAUGGUUUACUUCGGACGAGUGUGAUGAAUUUCCUCUGCAAUAUCGGUGACGAACAAUGCCUUUCUACCGCUAAAACUACUUUCGAACAAUGGAAAAAUGGAGGAAGAAUUUACCCGAAUAUGCGCCCAUGGGUCUACUGUAAUGGUCUUCGCCAGGGUACAGCUGAAGAUUUCACAUUCUUCUGGAAUAAAUACCUUGACGAACAACUCGCCACUGAAGUGGUAGUUAUGCUGACUGCGGCUGGUUGUACUAAAGACACAGCUGGUUUGGAAACAUUCUUGAGUGCUAUCAUAAACGCUGAUGAAAUUAUCAGACCUCAAGAUGUGUCAACAGCUUUAAGUUCAGCAGUAACUAGUAAUGAAGAAAAUACUAUGAAAGUAUUGAAUUGGUUGAAGAGAAACAUCGCUCAAGUUAAUAGCAGACUCGGCAGUGCAUCGACGUUUAUCAGCAACAUUGGUGGCCGGCUCCGCAAUGAAGCACAAAUAACUGAGUUCCAAAGCUGGCUUGACGAGAAUCGCGAAAUCCUUGGUGCUGCGUACACGACUGGUAUUAACUCUAUUGCAACUACCAGACGUAACAUGGCCUGGUCAGCUAAUAGACUUAGCGAGUUCACCACUUACUUCGAUAAAGGCUAUGUUGAGGAAGAACUAGAUUUGGAUGAAGCUGAAGAAGUAGAAGAAGAAGACCCUGAAGAGGACACUGGUGAUGACGCCAGCGCUGCAGCAUUGAGCACCGUUUUGCUUCUUAUAACUGUUUCUAUUAAUAUGUAUGCGUAAUUUAACAUAGCGUAACUGAUUUGGAAAAGAGCAUGAGAAUGUAUAUCAUAAGACAAUGAUUAAAUUAUUUUUGUACAAGAAAA